Candidozyma haemuli is the source of this 825-nucleotide messenger RNA. RefSeq lists its product as uncharacterized. The coding region runs from base 1 to 825 and encodes 274 amino acids. The transcript is spliced from 2 exons. NCBI's taxonomy places the organism in Eukaryota, Fungi, Ascomycota, Pichiomycetes, Serinales, Metschnikowiaceae. Gene Ontology annotation, cellular component: cytoplasm. The record is from RefSeq and is a predicted model, not a curated record.
AUGUCAGAGGUGUUACUCGAAUUGGAAAUGAUCUUGGCCACAGUCAAGCAGAUCGACCAGAGUGUGCUUGAGAGUAUAGCACUACUAGAAAAAGGUGUUCCAGCAGGGUCAUACAAAGAGCUUGUUGCCAGCAACAAGGCACGGCUCGAGCGUACACAGGCCGUGGAAGGCUACCAGAGACAGAAGCUUCGGGAAACGGGAAACGAACGUGGUGCUGAUAGCGCUGGCGGCGAUCUGGACUCGGAUUUGGACGAGUUGCUUGAAGAGCUCGAGGAAGAUAGAGACGAGUCGCUGGCUCAGUAUAGAGAAGCACGUCUUGCCGAGUUGAAACGUGAAUUUGGGAAGAUCGACCGUGCUGCUCACGAGCUUGGGCUGGAUUUGGGCCAGGUUACCAACGUUGCUGACGAGAAAGAGCUCAUGAACCUUGUAACCAAAGCAGAUGUAUGUAUGGUGCACUUCUUCCAGCCAGAGUUCGCCAGAUGCAAAGCAAUGAACGAGAAGUUGGUCGCUGUGGCUGAGAAACACGUUGAAGUUCGUGUUCUUGCGAUUAAGGCCGAGUUGGCGCCAUUUCUCGUGGCAAAGCUCAAAAUUAAGGUGCUUCCAGUGGUGAUUGCGUAUAGAAGCGGCAAGGAAGUGGCACGGAUCGUUGGUUUUGAAGGAUUAGGAAGCCUAAGCGGCUCGGAUUUCCCUGUAGAGGCGCUCGAGACGUGGAUGUUUCGUCAACGGUUGGUGAACAGAAGGGCCUUGACAUUUGCAGCCAAAAACACGGUAAGUGGCUCCAUUGGCGCCAGCAAUGAAGACGACGAAGACGAUGAAUGGUAUUAA